Messenger RNA from Chelmon rostratus (copperband butterflyfish), 1304 nucleotides. Its product is annotated as betaine--homocysteine S-methyltransferase 1-like. Gene Ontology annotation, molecular function: zinc ion binding; betaine-homocysteine S-methyltransferase activity. Bases 46 to 1251 code for a protein of 401 amino acids. Lineage: Eukaryota; Metazoa; Chordata; Actinopteri; Chaetodontiformes; Chaetodontidae. The record is from RefSeq and is a predicted model, not a curated record. The transcript has 8 exons.
CUGUUAGCAAGUGCUUAGUGCUGCAACUGAAACUGGGAAAAAAAGAUGGCACCUGGCAAGAAGGGUAUCCUUGAGCGUCUGAACGCUGGGGAGGUGGUAAUUGGCGAUGGAGGCUUCGUGUUUGCUCUGGAGAAGAGGGGGUAUGUGAAGGCCGGGCCAUGGACUCCUGAGGCUACUGUCACACACCCUGAGGCUGUGCGGCAGCUGCACAGGGAGUUCCUGAGGGCAGGAUCUAAUGUCAUGCAGGCAUUUACAUUCUACGCCAGUGACGACAAACUGGAGAACAGGGGUCAGACUUUGAAAAUCACUGGGGCACAAAUCAACGAGGCAGCCUGUGACCUGGCAAAAGCAGUAGCCAGCGAGGGAGACGCACUGUCAGCCGGUGGAGUGUGUCAGACUCCUUCCUACCUGAGCUGCAAGAGUGAGACAGAAGUGAAGGCCAUCUUCAAGAAACAGCUGGAAGUGUUUGUAAAGAAGAACGUGGAUUUCCUGAUCGCUGAGUACUUUGAGCACGUUGAGGAGGCGGAGUGGGCCGUGCAGGUGCUGAAGACCAGCGGAAAGCCUGUGGCCGCUUCUCUGUGCAUCGGACCAGAGGGAGACAUGCACGGCAUCUCACCUGGAGAGUGUGCUGUCAGGCUGGUGAAGGCUGGUGCCCAGAUCAUCGGAGUCAACUGCCACUUUGACCCCAUGACCUGUGUGAAGACUGUCAAGAUGAUGAAGGAGGGAGUGGAGAAGGCUGGGCUGAAGGCUCACUACAUGGUGCAGCCCCUGGCAUACCACACCCCCGACUGCAACUGCCAGGGAUUCAUCGAUUUGCCAGAAUUCCCCUUCGCCCUAGAGCCCAGGAUCCUCACCCGCUGGGACAUGCACAAGUACGCCAGAGAGGCCUACAAGGCUGGCAUCCGAUUCAUUGGCGGCUGCUGUGGUUUUGAGCCUUAUCACAUCAGGGCCGUGGCAGAGGAGCUGGCCCCUGAGAGAGGCAUCCUCCCACCUGGAUCAGAGAAACACGGCAGCUGGGGUGCUGGUCUGGAGAUGCACACCAAGCCCUGGGUCAGAGCCAGGUCCCGUCGUGACUACUGGGAGCAUAUCUUGCCAGCAUCUGGUCGUCCAAACUGCCCAUCCCUGUCCACACCAGAGGGCUGGGGUGUGACCAAGGGCCACGCUGACCUGCUGCAGCACAGAGAGGCUACCAGCAGCCAGGAAAUGAAGCAUGUGCUGGACAUGCAGAAGAAGGCCAAGUCCUCUGCAUGAGACAGAAAACUAUCCCCUCAACCGUCAACAUGAUGAGGGGGAAGCGGUGAAGU